AGUGUUACUUUGGCGCGCGGUGUGUGCGCACGCGCGGAUUUUUCUUUUCGAGCGGUUAAUUCAAAUUUUGAGUCGUGUCAAAGAAAAGGAAUUUCAUUGUGUUGUAUUUUGUGUUGUGGUCAGUGAUUAUUUUUUCAGUAGUGUGAAUUUUGAAUUGAGCGCACAUUAAAAAAAGUUUUUAUACAAAAUGCCGGCUUACGACAACCACGGAGCUACCAUCUCAAUGGAGGACGUUCGACCCGCCAUACCCGUCGGUCUGGCUGCAAAACGAAGGGAGUUUCAAACGCAAGUGUCCAGCGUCACGUUUAGGAGGGAGCAGGCGGUGUGUGUAAGGAACGCGUUCAAGAGAUACGGCACGAAAAGUAAUCCUAACGUCAUAUUAGACGGACUGAACAUGACGGUUCCUAAAGGUGCAAUAUAUGGUCUACUAGGUGCUUCAGGAUGCGGGAAGACCACUCUCCUGUCUUGUAUAGUUGGACGACGGAGACUCAACUCUGGGGAUAUUUGGGUGCUAGGUGGUAGACCGGGCAGCCCUGGGAGUGGGGUACCCGGACCAAGGAUCGGAUACAUGCCACAGGAAAUUGCACUGUUUGGUGAAUUCUCGAUACGGGAGACUUUCUUAUACUUUGGUAUGAUAGCUGGUAUGCCAACAGAGGAAAUUGUUAAGAAUGCCAAAUUUUUAGAGACAUUCUUAGAGCUGCCCGAUCCACAAAGAUAUGUCAAAUUCCUGUCUGGUGGGCAACAGAGGCGGGUGUCUUUUGCCGCUGCCCUCAUCCACAAACCGGAGCUUUUGAUAUUGGACGAGCCCACCGUCGGAGUUGAUCCAGUGUUGCGACAAAAUAUAUGGGAUUACUUGGUCGAGAUCACUAAAGGCGGACGUACUACGGUUAUAAUCACGACACAUUACAUCGAUGAAACCAAACAAGCCAAUGUUAUUGGUCUGAUGCGAGGUGGAAGAUUCCUUGCCGAGCAGUCACCAACGGAACUUAUCCGGCGAUAUCAGGCGGAAACUUUAGAGGACGUGUUCUUAAAGUUAGCCGUCAUCCAGAACAGGGGCAAGAGGAGAAGAUCCAGCAUUCUGGCCGACAUUGUUGAUAAAGUCGAAAUUCCUGCGACAGCGAACCCAGCACCUGCAAUUGAAGAAUCCGAAGUUGGAGAAAUAUCCGGGGAAUUUGGGGACAAUGUAUCCAUGAGCAGCAAAGGCAGGGUUGUGGUCACUCCUGACUGCGCUCCAGUUGAGAUGCCUCCAGAGGAAAUACGACACUACUCUCUCUACGAGAAGAUUAAGCCAAUGAAAUGGAUUCACAUGAAACCUCUGAUAUGGAGGAAUGGAUUGCAAUUACUAAGAAAUUAUGGGUUGUUAGCGUUCAUCAUUGGACUACCAAUGCUUCAAAUGAUCCUGUUUUGCGUCGCCAUUGGUCGGUAUCCGAGCGAUUUACCAAUAGCAGUUGUGAACAAUGACGUGAACAGCACAGAAUUACUUUGCGAUUUCAAUCAGGGAUGUGCUCAGAAUCCAGAUACUUGGGAAUGGGAUAUGUCGAACUUCAGCUGCCGAUAUCUACAUUAUCUCCACCAACGGCAAAGCAAUUUAUAUUACUAUCGGACCACGGAGGAAGCUUUGGCAAAUGCGAAAGACAUCAAAGCGUGGGUAGUGAUGACGUUCCCGACGAACUUCUCUGAAAGUAUCCGGCAAAGAAUGGUGGACAGUCGAGAUAUAUUAAACUCUACUGUUGACUCAUCUGCCAUACAUAUGCACAUGGACAACGUUAACAAACAAGUGAAGUGGAUGUUGAAAAAAGAUCUCGCCGAAGCGUUCUUGGACGUUUUGACUAAUAUGUCUGUAGCUUGUGACCUCCCUGAGAGAGUAUUCACCCUCCCUGCUAAUAUUCACGAUCCAAUUUACGGUCUGAAGAUGCCCAAUAUGACUGAUUUCGCCGCUCCAGGUGUAAUUUUAACUGUAAUUUAUUUCUUGGCUGUUGCUUUAACUUCGGGCGCUUUGCUGUCUGAGAGAAAUGAAGGUACCCUGGAACGAUCACUGGUAUCUGGUAUAACUGGUGUGGAGAUCUUAUUUGCCUUGCUAGUAGUGGAGCUUGUUGUGAUGUUGCUCCAGACUAUCGGUGUUAUGAUCAUCGCGUUCGUGGUGUUCGAUCUUAGCCAGAACGGGCCGAUCGGAUGGGUUGUGUUCCUGACAUUCCUCGCUGGAAUUUGUGGAAUGACUUUCGGAUUCGUAGUAGCAACACUCUGUGACACUGAUAAGACUGCUACCUACAUGGCCUUAGGAUCUUUCUUACCGAUGACACUGCUAAGUGGAGUGAUCUGGCCAAUAGAAGGUAUGCAUGACAUCUUGAAGGCUAUAAGCAUCGUAUUACCUUUAACGAAAAGUACUGAGGGUCUAAGGUCGAUGCUUCAAAAAGGCUGGAGCAUCGACAGACCCUCCGUGUAUUGGGGAUUCGUCAUCACUACAGCCUGGAUAUUCUUGCACUUGACGGCGAGUAUUUGCCUACUUAAGUUUAAAAAGGGUUGAAAAAAUACAAUCAUUAGGCAAUUAAAAUACAAUAGUUAGUUAUUUGUUAACAUUGCAAUGUCACAUAAAAGUACUGUAAUUAUACUUUGAUACAGCUAAGUGGUUUGUAUUACAUAUAUAAUUUGUUUAUAUUGUAUAAUGUAUGAUAUAGAUAUUUUUCAUGAACUGUGGGCUGUGGAAUAGAUUCUAGUAUAUUGUAGCGAAUAGUCUGAAUACUACCUAUGUCUUCACUGGAUCUGAUUAGGGCGUACGUAUUGUGAAGAUUUUUUAUCCUUCUUCUUUUAUACUAAUAAUGUCAUUCAAUCAGCAAACUCCUGUACUGUUCCUAAUAUUUAGUUAUAUUCUCUAAAAUUUUAGAAUUUACAAUAAACUUAUUUCAAUUGUUAUGAUUUUGAAAUUAAUACAAUUCAGGAAACAUUAAUAAAUUCGGGCCAAAAUAAUCAAGGCAUAAUAACCCUUUAUUUUAGUUUGUUUGUAAAUGCCAAUGCUUACUGUCCUCAAUCUAGUUCUAGCGUAUAUUAUUCAGGAGAUGUCACCAUUUCGACUCACACUAAGCUAUUGAAAUGUGAGCUCUAUAAUUGUGUCAUUUAAACUGACUUUCAGUCUUCUAACUUAUUUUAAAGUUUGUCAGCCUUAAAACAAAUUACAGUUCGGUAUUUUGUUACAUAAAAUAAUUAUAGGUGAUUCUUAUUUUUCAUUGAUUCUGCAUAAAAGAACUUUACACACACCAAAGUACAUAUAUACUGACAUUAUUACAGUAAGUUUCCAUUAAGGCUCCUCACGUAGUAGCAUAAUUUAUCUUUGAAAUUGUUUUCUCAAUGUGAUAAAAAAAUCUGUCAAAAUAGUGUUGCUAAGUUAUUAUUUUAUUAUAUAAUAACUUUAAGGGUCUGUGUAAAUCUGAUGGAAAAUCUGUCAAGGGUUCAGAGAGCUGUGAGACGGAUCAUCUGUCGAGUGUGCAAAAAUCAAAAGCAGUUGGGAUACGACCGUACUCUGUAGCCAUGGGUCUAGUUUUAGGAUUAUACAUCGUAUUCUCGCGAUAUUUUUUUCAUUUUACUACUUUGACAUGUUAUUUGGUGGAUAAACGAGGAAGUUAGUAACGCUUUUGUUAAAUCUAUAAUAAAUACUACAAACUAGUAAACUUUAAUUAAAUAACGCCUUAACAUCGCUAAAGUAUCGUAUCCUAUGGCUAGAGUCAUGGCUAGGGAAUUAGACGGUCGUAUCUCUGACGUUCCGCAGCCGACGGGACGUAACUUAUCUUACGUCAGAUACACCGACGCUAAUAUCUGAAGUUAUUAUUACCGGAUGUACCCAGCGCCAUCUUUUUUUAUUACAAUGACGCAUUUUGAGCACUAUAUAGAAGUGAAAUAGUAUAAAGAUGUGAGAAUACCAAUUAAAUACUUAUAUAAAUAAAAAUGGUGAUAAUUUAAUACUAGGUAGGAUUAGAUAUACUUCAGAGUUGAAAAGUACAAAGAGACUUAUCUGUUGUCUCUUUAAUCUUGCCACAUUUGUAUUUAUUUAUGAUGUGAUAGAAGAUAUAAGAAAAUUAAGAUCGAUAUACUAUUGCUAUUAAAAAAAAAAUGAAAAACCUCUUUUUUAAGUUAUUUUGUGCCUUGCGUCCUUUUUAUUACGAGGUAUUAGUCUAGUUUUAGUAUUAUUUAUAUGUGACUGGUUUAGGUUUUAGUAAAAUAUUAAUAAAGAAAAGUUGGGUUAUUAUUAUUGUCAAACUUUGAAAGAUGAAUUUUUUUUUACUCUUGAUAAAUCUAUCCGAUUGAAAGUUUAAAUUGAUAUUUUUGUGACAAGUUUUUGGUUAAGUAUAUUAUUAUUUUAUUACAGACUUUGCUUUAGGUCAAGUUAAAAAGUUUGAUAAUUCUUUAGUAAUGAUUUAUUAAUGUUAGAAAUGGCUCAGUUAAUUAUAGUUUUUAUGUUAUGUGGUUGCCACUAUAAUGUACAAAUAAAUAUUAUGUAAGGGCCAAUAUAAAAUGUGGAUCCUAUGCUCAUGUUCGUAGACAUUAGUUUUAAUUGUGAUAUAUAUAAGGUUUUAAAUAAAUUACCACAAAUUG
Diatraea saccharalis (sugarcane borer) is the source of this 4584-nucleotide messenger RNA. Lineage: Eukaryota; Metazoa; Arthropoda; Insecta; Lepidoptera; Crambidae. The record is from the annotation of a GenBank genome assembly.